CUGAGUCUUGACGCGUCAUGCGUGGUGACAGUGAGGGAAGUUUCCGAUCCUGAGAGGUCUUCAGUUUGAAAAAGGAGCCGCUGUAUUAAAAGCUUUAUUAUUUUUGUUGGUACUUCUCAUCAUGUCCCAGCCGCAGCGUGUCUGCAGACCAUCAUGCAGUGGAGGAGACACGUCACCGGCCUCGCUUUUAGCCUUGUUUUUGUUGUGUCAUAUUUCACGAACAAGUUUGUCCUGUCAGUGUUAAACUUCACCUAUCCAACCUUAUUUCAAGGAUGGCAGACAUUUAUUGGAGCUAUCCUGCUUCUAGUGUCUGGAAAGCUGGGAUGGGUGGAAAUAAACCGCAUCACCAGAUCUGCGGCUCUGUCCUGGCUUCCGGGCUCCCUCCUAUUUGUGGGGAACAUUUACGCUGGUUCCCGGGCAUUAUCACGUUUAGACAUUCCCUUCUUCUUCACUCUUCAGAACUGCUCUCAUCCCUUUAGCUACGUGAUCUUCAAGGUCAUCCGCAGAGAGAAGACACAGUGGCUGAAAUUUAUCAGCUUAUGCCUCAUGCUGCUUUCAGCCAUCAACCUUCCCUUUUAUGACCCUCAGGUUGACCACAGCGGUUACCUGUGGGCCGUCUGCCAUCUCGCCUGUGUUGGUGCAUAUAGGGUCUUUCAAGUUCACCACAAGUCCGCCAACCUGAGUGAUCUUGAGCAGCAGUGCAUUAACUACCUGUUCAGUGUGCUGCUGCUGGCUGUUGCUGCUCACCCGACAGGUGACCUCACGGGUGCCUUGGAGUUCCCGUCCCUGCAGUCGCACACAUUUCACUGCGGCUGCUGUGCCAGCGCUCUGCUGGGCUUUUUGCUGCGGUUGGCUACAGUCAAACUAAAAAGCGGACUGUCCUUUGAACACUUUGGGGUCUGGAUCUUUUUAUCUAAGGUUACUGCCAUGCUCCUGUCUCCAUUUAUUUUCUCUGUGAACUCUAAUGCUUCGUCUCUUUUGUGUGUAGUCGUCAGUCACGUCGGAGAGGCUCUGCUGAUCUAUUCGGAGAGGGAUUCUCACGUGUGACGAAUUUCAGCACUUUAGACGAGUUCACCUCAAAUGACUUUUUUUUUUAUUAACUGGGGAUGCAGAUUCUAUUUUUCUACAUUCAUUUUAUAACUUUGUUUAUUCUCUGAUCUCCUGACCAAAUAAAAGUUUGGUACAAACUGUC
This is a messenger RNA of Neolamprologus brichardi, 1192 nucleotides long. It is a transcript of the gene slc35d4, whose product is annotated as solute carrier family 35 member D4. NCBI's taxonomy places the organism in Eukaryota, Metazoa, Chordata, Actinopteri, Cichliformes, Cichlidae. The record is from RefSeq and is a predicted model, not a curated record.